Messenger RNA from Aspergillus fijiensis CBS 313.89, 535 nucleotides. RefSeq lists its product as uncharacterized. The record is from RefSeq and is a predicted model, not a curated record. Lineage: Eukaryota; Fungi; Ascomycota; Eurotiomycetes; Eurotiales; Aspergillaceae. The transcript has 2 exons. The annotation marks the transcript as partial.
CUCCCUCCCACACCCCCCCUGCUCCACCUGCUUUGUUAAAUUGAGAGGGUCGGAGCUUGCCAAAGACAGUCGUGUCCGUCCAGAAAAAAAUUUUCCUUCUCUGUCGUUCAAGGGCCCAAGAACUUAUUUCUAUUCCCUGUCUCCCUCCAAAUUCAAUUUGCGCGCCGCUCAUGCUCCGAGCCUGCACCACUCACAUCCACUUUCGCUAUCUUUAUUCUCCCUUCUCCCAGUGUUUUCGAGCCGAACAACUGUCUUGAAAUAGGAGCAUUUCUCUCCUCAGUUGCCAAUGGCGGCCCUGGAGCGUGGCCGGGACGGUCAUACCGAUAAGGCAACGAAUGAUACCCUGGAGGCAGCCAUUGCAAGCUUAUGGGACAAGAUAAACACGCAGAAGGAUUAUGUACUCGAUCGCGACGAGUUUGCCCUAUUCAACUACUUCAUAUAUCGGUACAAGGGCAACAACGUCGCACAACGGACCGUCGCACGGUUCUGGGAUCAUUAUAAGGGCGACCCAAACGCGGCAGAGAGCAAGACAUAA